Molecule: messenger RNA, 1516 nt
Organism: Glossina fuscipes
Lineage: Eukaryota; Metazoa; Arthropoda; Insecta; Diptera; Glossinidae
Gene: tipE
Product: protein tipE
Exons: 2
Coding region: 73-1494 (473 amino acids)
Biological process (GO): regulation of sodium ion transport
Molecular function (GO): sodium channel regulator activity
Source: RefSeq, a predicted model, not a curated record
GUAAUAAAAUUAUUAAUUAAUUAAUUAAUUAUUUCGUUGAGAUAUAAAAUUUUGAUAUAAUAAUAAAUAAAAAUGGUUGACGACGCCGAAAUACGUACUUUUAGAGAGAAAAUGCUCUUUUAUACGACUGCCUUUUUCAUAUUGCUGGGUACCUUUAGCAUGUUUGCCUUUCUAUUCUUGGUACCGUUUGUUAUAGAACCCGCUUUCACCACAAUUUUCAUGCAAUUCGAAGAAGUGCCCGCAUUAUGUGAAACUUUUUCGACGGUACGUCGUUUUGGUAAUAGGAAUUGUACCUGGUCGUCGUGCCGUGAAGGCUGCACCAAGGAAAUAUAUGAAUGUACACAAAUUAAAGUAAACUAUAGACUCAAUCUUUAUAAUUAUACGGAUGAAUUUAAUUUCACUGAGUAUCACAUCAAUCUAAAGGAGGCCGAAAGAGAAAAACCGCCUGUUAAGCGUACCGAUCGUUAUGAGCGCGCCAUACGCGAUUACGAAUACGAUGAUAUUAGUUUUAAUGAAAAUAUCAAUUCGUUGGAAGAGGACAGAGUGGGCGUUGGUGGGGAUCGCUUAAUACAUUUGGAAAGUUUAAAUUUGGAAACGUCAAACGAUGUAACGGCCGGGCUUAGUGAGUCAAAUGCAUUCGAUCCUAAUGAUUCGAAUAGCUUUAUGCCAAUAACGGAUGAUGAGAAUAGUUCCAAUAUGGGAUCAGACGGCCUAAUAAAUGGUGGCUCCGAUGUUUUCGAUGAAAUUUCAGAAUUGAAUCGUGAUCUUAUAAAUGGCACUUACUUUUAUGUCGGCGCUCAUCUUUAUCCAAACGUAAAGGGUUGUGGUUAUCCGCCCAUGCUCAAUUGCACCAUAUGGCUGAAACGUUACGUACGUAUAGGUGUCAAGUUCCCUUGUUACUAUUCUAAAGUGGAUCCCAGUGUAGUAAUUAGUGACUUAGAUUAUUGGCAAAACACGCUAAACCUUGUAUACUCGAUGGCUAUACCGAUACCAUCGUUUAUAAUAUCUGUGAUCUAUUUAACGUAUGCUUAUUUCAAAAUUUAUAAUGAGGACGAAGAGACUGCACCGUUAGAUAAAAACGCUGAAGAUAUGGACAUCGAUGAGGAGGGUGUCGAUGAUAGUGAUGGCGCUGCUUUAGCUGAAAACGCAGCCGGUAGUCAAAUUAUUAAUGUACGCGAUUCCACUACCGGCGAUAAUGUACUGGCCGAUGGUGUUCUACCUAAUGGUGGUCCUGGCAUGACUGGAUCGCUAUCGCAUCCCGGUUCAGUAACAAUGCCAAGUCAAUAUAUAGCUCAAACGCCCGGUUCCCAGCUAACACCCAAUUCGGAUAUGAAUUCGUUUGGUCAUCAACUGAAAGUUCAAAUGGUAGAUGAAUUAUCAAGAGAUUCACUUGAUAAUGGAGUAUUGUCAACUUCCAAUUCCGUGCAAGGGAACUUGAGCAAAACAAUGACGACGAGUAUCUCAACUCCACCCGGACCAGUGGCUGCCGUGUAAAACACUAUAAACACCCUUUUUA